Colletotrichum graminicola M1.001 is the source of this 1020-nucleotide messenger RNA. RefSeq names its product lipase. Gene Ontology annotation, biological process: lipid metabolic process. Bases 1 to 1020 code for a protein of 339 amino acids. Lineage: Eukaryota; Fungi; Ascomycota; Sordariomycetes; Glomerellales; Glomerellaceae. The record is from RefSeq and is a predicted model, not a curated record. The transcript is spliced from 3 exons.
AUGUUGGCCAAGCUGUCUCUCCUUCCUCUGCUGUCCGCCGCAGUCGCGGCGACUCCCCUUCUUGGUGCCAGAGCCCCUGUGGCUGCACUCGACAAGAGAGACGUGACCGUGACUGCUGGCGACUUGUCCAACUUCGAGUACUACAUCCAGAUGGUCGCAGCGAAUGAUUGCAACGACGGUGCUCCCGCCAAUGCCACCAUCACCUGCACCGCGGACGCCUGCCCCGACGUCCAGGCCAACGGUGCAACAAUGGUUCAAUACUUCUCCGGUGCUAUUACCGGACUCCAAGGCUUCGUCGCCUUGGACCCCACGAGGAAGAACAUUGUCCUCUCCAUCCGCGGCUCCAGCAACAUUCGCAACUGGUUGACCGAUUUCACCUUCGUCUUACAAGACUGCGACUUGGUUGAUGGCUGCCAAGUCCACACCGGCUUCGCCGCCGCCUGGAACGAGGUCAAGGCGGAUGUCUUGAGUGCCAUCCAGGCCGCCAAGGCUGCCAACCCUAGCUACACCAUCGUCGGGGCCGGCCACUCCCUCGGCGCCGCUGUCGUCACCGUUGCCGCCGCCUAUCUCCGUGUCGAAGGCUAUCCCAUGGACAUCUACACCUACGGCUCCCCUCGCGUCGGCAAUGCGGCCUUUGCCGACUUCGUCACCGCCCAGCCCGGCGCCGAGUACCGCGUCACUCACAUCGAUGACCCCGUCCCCCGCCUGCCCCCUCUCAUAUUCGGCUACCGCCAUACGAGCCCCGAGUACUGGCUGUCUACCGGCAACGCCACCACGGUCGACUACACUCUUGCCGACAUCAUAGUCUGCGAGGGCAACCACAACACCACUUGCAACGCCCGCCUCACACUCGGACUCGACACCCAGGCUCACUUGUACUACUUCCGCCUGGUCAGUGCCUGCAACACCGAAAGCUUCGGGUUCCGCGCGAGAGGGGAAGAUAUCUCGGAUGAGGACCUCGCGGCGCGCCUCGCGGCCUGGGCCGCUCAAGACGUCGAGUUCAGCAAGACUUUGGAUUAA